CACUUACUGGGAAAUUGACUGACAAGUCGGACCUCUUCUCCUUUGGGGUCGUGCUUCUAGAGUUAAUGACUGGUCGCCGACCUAUUGAUAAAGCUCAUUUCUAUCUGGAUGGUAAUAUUGUUGAUUGGGCAAGGCCAUUGCUGACACAGGCUCUGGAGGAUGGCAACUUUGAUGCGAUAGCUGAUCCAAGGAUGCAGAAGAAUUAUGACUCUACUGAGAUGGCUCGAGUGGUUGCUUGUGCUGCUGUAUGUGUGCGUCAUUUGGCAAGGCACAGACCACAAAUGAGCCAGAUUGUCCUAGUUUUGGAAGGAAAUUUGUCUAUCGAUGAUUUGAAUGAUGGUGUUGCUCCCGGACACAGCUCAAUUUAUGGUUCUUAUGGAAGCUCAGAUUAUGACACUGCCCACUACAAAGAGGACUUGAAAAAAUUCAGGAAGAUGACAUUAGAAAUCCCAGUGCACAAUUUAAGUGAAUGGAGUGGACCUACCAGUGAGUUUGGUUUGCUACCAUCCCAUUCAAGCAGCGAAGGUCUACAAACUACUCAAGAGAUUGGCUCAAGUAAUGAAGGUAAACAAACGAUACAUAAACCGUAA
Molecule: messenger RNA, 590 nt
Organism: Ilex paraguariensis (yerba mate)
Lineage: Eukaryota; Viridiplantae; Streptophyta; Magnoliopsida; Aquifoliales; Aquifoliaceae
Source: the annotation of a GenBank genome assembly